AUGUCUGUCAUUUAUCUAUCUAUCUAUCUAUCUAUCUAUCUAUCUAUCUAUCUAUCUAUCUAUCCAGGUAAUCCUAUCCUAGUGUCGUUUUCAUUCUCUGAUAUUCAUCUACGGCGACGUCCAACAGGGAAAAGAAUGAUUUCUCACAGUUGGCGUCAAUCACAAACUUUCGUGACCUCUUUUCAUAAAUGUGGUAGCCAAUUAACAUCUUUGGUCCAUAUCCGUCCGGAACAUUCUUUCUUUCUUUCGUUCUUUCUUUCUUUCUUUUCUUUCACAUCUUUCUUUCUUUUUCUUUACAUCUUUCUUUCUUCUCUUUCUUCCUUUCUUUGUUUCUUUCUUUCUUAUUCUUUUUCGUUACAUCUUUCUUUCUUACCCUCCUCUUUCUUUCUUUUCCUUCACAUAUUUCUUUCUUCAUUCACGUCGUCCUUCACUUCUUCCUUUCUUCUCCUUCUCUUUCUUUCUUUCUUUCUUUCUUUCUUUCUUUCUUUUCCUUCACAUCUUUCUUUCUUAAUUUACUUCUUCCUUCACUGCUUUCUUUCUUUCUUUCUUUCUUUUCGUUUACAUAUUCCUUUCUUUACCUCCUCUUUCUCAAUCUCUCUUUCUUUCUUUCUUCUUUUCCUUCACAACAUUCUUUCUUCUUUACUUCUUCCUUUCUUCUCAUUUUCUUUCUUUCUUUCUUUCUUUCUUUCUUUUCGUUCACAUCUUUUUUUCUUCCUACAUUUCUUCCUUCACUUCUUCCUUUCUUCUCCUUCUCUCUCUUUCUUUUCCUUCACAUCUUUCUUUCUUACUUUACUUCUUCCUUCACAGCUUUUUCUUUCUUUCUUUCUUUUCCUUCACAUCUUUCUUUCUUCCUUCAUUUCUUCUUUUCUUCUCAUUUUCUUUCUUUCUUUCUUUGUUUCUUUCUUUUCCUUCACAUCUUUCUUUCCUCUUUCACUUCGUCCUUUAUUCUCCUUCUCUUUGUUUAUUUGUUUGUUUAUUUCUUUCUUUUCCUUCACAUCUUUCUUUCCUCUUUCACUUCUUCCUUUAUUCUCCUUCUCUUUGUUUAUUUGUUUGUUUCUUUCUUUUCCUUCACAUCUUUCAUCUCACUUUCACUUCUUCCUUUAUUCUCCUUCUCUUUGUUUAUUUGUUUCUUUCUUUCUUUUCCUUCACAUCUUUCAUCUCUCUUUCACUUCUUCCUUUAUUCUCCUUCUCUUUGUUUAUUUGUUUCUUUCUUUCUUUUCCUUCACAUCUUUCAUCUCUCUUUCACUUCUUCCUUUAUUCUCCUUCUCUUUGUUUUUUGUUUGUUUCAUUCUUUCUUUCUUUUGCUUCACAUCUUUCUUUCUUACUUUACUUCUUCCUUCACUGCUUUCUUUCUUUUUUUCUUAG
This is a messenger RNA of Acanthosepion pharaonis, 1365 nucleotides long. Lineage: Eukaryota; Metazoa; Mollusca; Cephalopoda; Sepiida; Sepiidae. The record is from the annotation of a GenBank genome assembly.